CUUAUAUCAGUCUAGUGGAAGCAAGUUACUAGGUGCGACUUCGGCUACCGCAAAUAUUUAGUUUUUUGCCCCGAGAAUAAACAGCUGUUUGUCCGUCAUUGGAGGACGGGGGUGUCAGCGAGGCUGGUCCGUAUGGCAAUUGGUUAAGAUUAAGUUUUCUGCAAAUCGGUGGAAGCCCCAACCAGGAAGAGCACAUCUCGCAGCGCCACCGUCCUCCACUCCCCAGCUCUCCCAGUUACGGAGCCCUGCCAUCGCACCAGUCCGGCUCCCGUUUCUUCGACGAUUCCCGAGUAGCAGGAGCGUGUCGGCGAGCGCCCUGUGGGAAAGCAUGUGAUGACUCACGCAAGGCAGAAGGGUUCCCUCAGGCAGAGCCACAGCACUGAGUGGCGGGACAACUGCCCUCGUUGGCCACAUGGUGGCAUUAUGGGCGGAGCCUGGCCUGAGCGCUCACUACGGUUUGGAAGGACAAAGAAGAUAAGUGAGAUCAUCAAACAAGGAAAAGGCGCGGCCAAGAGAAUGACUGACAGGAGAGGGAAAAGCUCAGAUCAGAACAGAAAGCUCGACCGGAGGCGUGAUAAGAAACGGGACAGAAAGUUGUAUCCUCUGCGGGGAAGGGCCGGGGGUUCAGAUGGGGAAGGGCUUAGCUGCCACGUCCUCCUCACCCGAUUAGAGGAAAGCAUCCGUGAACAGGAGAGUUCUGAGGGAAGGGGGAGAAAUGACGGACAUCGACAAUUGUCUCUCAAACCCAGAUCCUGCAAAGGCAAACGCAGUGGACAAAGAGAGACAAAGAUAAUACCAAAAACCAAAUCAAAGUCAAACAGCCCAAGGCAUGGCGAGGGUAUGCAUGUCCCAGAACCACGCAAGCGCCGUCUGGCCUCUCUCAACGCCGAGGCAGUGAACAGUCUGCUGCUUGACCCGCAGCCGGCAACCAAACAGGCAAGGAAACAGCAGGAUGAGCCCACCAUUGGAGGAAGUUCCCUGGACAUAGAUCUAGCAAGGACCGGGGUUCCCGGAGGUCCUAAGGUUUCCCGAGGCAGCAUCAGCAAAACCUCUACUUCUCAAGACCCGUGCCAAAGCUCUAAACAGAUCAAGAAGACCAAAGCCAACCGAGGUGAUGAGGGAGGGGCGAUGAGUCAGGAGAGUCUUGACGCCCCCGCCCCCAGACGAUUGGCUGGUCUCAACGCUGCAGCCCUGCUGAAGUUAACCAGCUCCUCCGCCACCAGUAAACAGAGAGUCAAGGCCACACCUACAGCAACUGUCACAACAGACUGCAAGGCUCCCACUGCAGCCUCAACCCCAAAACAGUGCUCCAGAGUAAAACUCAAACCAAAGGGGCGCACACAAAAACAGAAGGGGAAGAAGGUCCCUCCCCUACAUGGUGGCUGCACGUCCUGCAAGAAGAAGGCGGACUUUGAGCCCAAAGUGGAGUGGGAGACUGGCAGCUGCACCCAUCGGCUAACCAAACCUGGCUACCAGUCGCGCAGCAUGUUGGCGUACCCACUAAAGCCAGUGAAGGAGGAGCAGGUGGAGGCUGAACUGAGCCCGUACUACUGCUGUCCGCCAGAGGGCUCGGUGGAGUACUGCCAUCGCCUGGCUUUCUUCCUGGGCCAGCAGGCCUACGGCGACUCAGACGAUCAGCCUCUUAACUCAGCCAUGACCCCUGUGAAGCGAGAGUGCCUAGUAACAUCGCCAUCCCUGACCCAUUCACACCCUCACACAGCUCUGACCCUCAGCCCCCACCCCUGCCUGUGCACCGCUGACCACUGCUUCUCUAGCUACUACGUUCACAUCGCCCACCCCACACACACUGGAACAACGUCAGCGGCUCUGGCUUCACGACCUCUGAACUUUGCCCCUUCCACUUUGUGCCCUAAUCGGAUGAGCAGCUCCAAGCUGCUGGGCCCUCGGGUGUCCCACGCCUCAGGACUGGCCCACCCCGCCUACUGUGGCUCAGUGGGCUCGCCCUGCUACGGAGAAGCCUGCAGAAUCAGCGGCUACGCCUACAGAGCCAUGCCUCCCGUCACCAGCAGGGGGUGUACUUUCAGCACAGGAUGCACUGGUUGCACACACAGCAUCAAAACAGAGGGUUACUCCUCCCCUCAGGGUGAGCACAGCCCCCCACUUCUGGGUCCCCCCACCCUUCCCAUGUCCAGCUGCCCUCUCCCUAGCGUGCCCUCUUCCACCCAGGCUAAACCCCACCUGCUGACCCCCCUGUCUGGGCGAGACCAGCCCCAGGCCAGGUUGAAACUGGCCAGGGAGUGCCCACAGAGCACCAAGCCCUCCAAUGGCUCCCUGUCCAUGGGGCGCACCCAGCUGACCCAGAAACAGCCAUCAUCCAUGCCAAGCCUCGGCAGCACCAAACAAAAGAAGGUCAGCCGCCGACGAGCCACCAACGGUUGGCGGCCUGUCGGAGAGCCCACGGAGAAAGAGGUCUUCAUUGCGGGAGAGGAAGAGACAGCCCUGCGGCAGUGUUACGAAGGAGUGGAGAGGGAUGGCGAAGUGAUUCAUGUCAGAGACACUGUGCUGCUGCGGUCUGGUCCCAGGAAGAAGUCCCUCCCCUAUGUUGCCAAGAUAUCAGCUCUCUGGGAGGACCCCAAAACAGGAGAGCUGAUGAUGAGUCUUUUCUGGUACUACCGACCUGAGCACACCCAGGGAGGCAGAGAUCCCAGCACACACUGUGAGAAUGAGAUUUUCGCCUCUCGGCAUCAGGAUGAAAACAGUGUGGCCUGCAUAGAAGACAGAUGCUAUGUUCUCCCACUAGCCCAGUACUGUAGAUUUUGUGCCUUGGUGAAGCGGCGUGCCGAAGGCGCCCCACCUGGCAGUGCCAGCAUGGUGCCCUGCCGCCCCGACUUCGCCCCCCCUUCUCACCGCUGUGUGCCCACAGACGUCGACCCCGAGCUGGUGUAUCUCUGCCGACACGUCUACGAUUUCCGCUACGGACGCAUCCUGAAGAACCUGCAGUAGGGGGCGCCCGCGCCCACCGAUUAAUCAACACGUAGCUCCCUCCUGCGUAAGGGGGGGUUGAAGGAACAGAAAACCGGUGUCUUUUCUGCUGGGUACCUCACAGGCAGGGGGUGGGGGGGCGAGGAGGGGGGCAGGCAGGCAGAGGUUUUGGCAAGGGACCCAUGAAGCAAAAAGUGUUCAUGACACAUUAUGAAGCACAGAUCCCUUUAGCCGACUAAAGAGGGAUUAAAUUGUGAUAUGUGAACCCAUCUCAGUCAGAGCACCAGUUCUUUUUUUUCCUGGUCUGGAGGAGUGAGGAAAGGCGACGUUUUCGAAUUCAUUCAUCAUCACAGAUACGAGCUCAGCUUGGAUUUGUCAGCCUCCACAACGGCGCUCAGAGGUUAUGUGCAUUACGAUGCAUUACCAAGCCUUUGCAUCCCCCCUGCCAGCCAGAAAUGCAGACCGGCAGGCUGAACCGGGCCACUGUCAGGACCCGGUUUCCCCUAAAGCACCUUAGCACAACAAUCAUGUUUGUUCCAUUUGUAAGCCACUGGCUCAGAGAUGCUGUUUUGCUAAGGUGCUUUUGGGGAAUAUAACCCUGUACUGUCAGCUCAAUGUUAAUGGUGUUGAACCAGCCAGGGUGAAGGAGCAGCUAAUGGAGAGUGUCAUAUUAUUUCUCCUGAUUUGAGUUUGUCUCAGAGAUUUGUGUGAGUGAGUGAGUGCGCGUGAUUGUUGUCAGUGUGGAUAAAUGGAUAAAUAUGGGUAUGUGUGAUGGUUAUUCAGGAGGCUUUCAGGCAAUCAAAACCACACAAGCAGCUUUAGAGGUAGCGGAGCUCCCUCCAUCCUCUCUCCUGUGUGCCACAACACACUGACACUGACAGAAAUAGAAAAUACUUUCAUCUCGAAUGAUGCUCUGUGCAACCUAAAAUACUGUACUUGAUGGGGCUCGUGAGGCAGAACGUUUUUUUUUUUUUUUUUUUUUUUUUUUUUCCGUACCAAACUCUAUAGAGAAGUGUUUCGGAAACUUCAGGUCAGGACCCUAAAAAGGGCUACAGCCUAUUUUAUUUGGACACACACACAUACACGCAACAAAAGCCCAGGUUUCUUGACUAAAGUAAAUGUCAUCUCAGCUCCAGAGAGUGAAGUUGAGGAAGCCUUGCUGUAAAGAGCCUCUGUGAAGAGACUCCUCACUGAGGAGAUGCUCCUGUGCCCUGCAUUGGCCUAUCAAGCGGAGGCCUGUUUGUUCAUUUUUUUUUUUUAAUUUAAUUUUUUUCACAUCCGCUGUUCCCUGUGACUUGCCUUAUGACUUGCAGGUAGUGCUUUUAGGCAGCUAGACCCACCACAUAGAACUAGAAAGUGGUAGAACGGGCGUACUGUAUUCCUGAAAGUAGGACUUUAACGAAACACGCGCGUCGACCUGUCGUUGCUGGGCGACCGAUCGACUUGAUUGAUUUACAGCUGUGACAUGCCAUCACUGGAGACACACAUCAUCAUCAUCAUCAUCAUCAUCAUCAACCACUCACCAGGCACAGAAAAAAAAAAAAAAAAAAAAGAUCCCUCCAACUAGCCAUUUUAUCCUGUGAUGCUCUGUAUGUAGCCAUCGCUUCAUGGACAAUGUGCUUUGACGUCGCAGACCUGUUCGCUCUAGCUGCUCGCCUUGCAAACCCAGAAACACACUGUCGGGGAAUGUCUGAUCUACGCAUUCUUUUCCUGCACACACACACCGUCUCUUCCUUCUUUGAACCGCCCACACACACGCACGCACGCACACACACACACACACACAGUCCAAAACCCCCCACAACCCCAAGAUAAACCAAAGGAUGUCACACAAAGCAGCGCUCCUUUCUCCUCCCUCGCCCUCCACACCUCCCCCCCUCGUUAUAUUGCACUAAUCCAUUCCUUAAUUACAACAUUGAUGAUUGUGUUCAUUUUUUUUUUGCUUUCUUUCUCUCUUUUUCCAGCUACUAAUAUUAUACACGGGGGCGGGGAGGGUGGGGGGAAUACGGUGCAUCGUUCACGUGUGCGUGUUUGGUCGCGAGUGGAAACAGUAGGGCUGUCAUGGCUGCUUUGUCGGUUAAUGUUAUUGUACCAGUAGAGGAGUUGUCUUGUUACCGUGUUAGGCACGUGGGUGUAGGCCUGACUCGCCGCGCGGACAAACGUAGCACCGUGUGAAAGGGUUUUUUGGAGCGUGAGGGGGCGGGGUGGGUGGCUUUUGGUAAAUUAUUGUGACGUGGCGGAUCUCUGACCACGGUCAUUCAUCAUUGCCUUUUAACCUGUAAGUGUUUUACUGUCACGUUCAGUCAGAAAAACAAAAAACAAACAAAAAAAAAAACAUGUAGUGUCGGAGUGUGUGUACCUUUGUAUUAAGAAAAAAAGAGAAAAAAAAAAGGUAAAGAGUACCCGAUUGCUUUCCUAUAGGCAGCAAAUAUUGGAUAAAGUUUUGAAUCUUCUGAAGCCAUCUUUCCCUUUUUGCCCUUUUUGAACAGAGCGACUCCCGACCCGAAACAGCGGCGAAACGAGCGCGAUCCGAGAGAACUCCAAACCUGAUCAUUGGGUUAUUUAUUUCUAUUAUUGCCCAGAUUCUUCAGAGAAGUAAUAUAUAUUCUCCUACUUUAAGAAAAAUUUGUCCUUAUUAAGAAUAUUUUAUUAUCUCAAUUUCAUAAGAUGGCAUAUGCAAUAUAUUUUUAGAGUUACUAUUUUUGAAAAAUGAACUUAACAAAUCAAGAAAAAAUGCUAUGUAUUAUUUUUUAUUUUAUUUUGAAUUAGUUUUGGGGGGAGAAAAAAAAAUCAUCAACAUUAUGAACUGAGAUUUGACCAAAUAAAAGAAAGAUUUAAUGAAGGAGAACAGGGGCGGGUGUGGGUGAUGCCGUAGUUUGGCCUACAAAGAUUGUGCAUGUAGGCAGUGGAGAGUGAGAACUCCCUUUCCAGGCGAUUUCUGAUGAAGUGUACAUAUCUGAAACCUUAACCCAGGAAGCACCGGGCACUCUUUAAACAAGCAGACAGCCAAUGCACAGUGUAGUAUUUUUGCAAGAUCUGUAAUAAUUAUAUUUAAAGUAACAAAAUAUUUAAAUGGAGUAAACAUUACAAUAUAUUAAGAUUUCAAUUUAACUUAUUUGGAAAUAUUGUGUUUAAUUGAGUUUUGAAAAAAAAAAAGACAAAAAACCUGUUUCUUUGUGGUCCAGGAUAGAACCAAUUUCUGUUUAUUUGUAACUUAUAUGAGUUAAGAGACUAAAUGACUGAGUGGCGGUUGACAGAGUUGUAAAUGUAACUAGUUUGUAUAAUUAAAGAGACUUGGUAUCAGGGGUGGAAACCAGACCAAAGCACACCCUGGCGGACGGGAGAGCAGACGUGGCCCCUGAUCACAGCCUCGGGGAUCAAUGAUGAUCAAUUUCACCUCACAGAUGUCACUCCGGCGUGGGUAAAAGACCAAUCUGAAGCGAGACCUGUGCGAAGAGGCGACUUCUAGCUCUCCUGCCAUUCCGACUGACUUUUAAGUGUGACGUUUGGGAGAUUGCCGUGGCAACAUGGUCACCUGAGCCUCCAUUGAUUUGUCCUAUUAAGGGAGAGACACUCUACACCUGAGACAGGACAGGGCGUCCUCUUGGCUCCAGGUGGAAAGUGCACUCAGGCAUUGACCGAGGACCAGUAUUCCCAUCCACAAAUCCUGAUUUAUCAUUUUUAGAGGCUCAAACCAACCUUCGGUCUGCUCCUUGAAGGAUCCUGGGGUGUCUGUGUCUGUCAAGUGUCAGGAAUUAUUUGCAGUACAGUUUGCCUAUUUCUAGUGGGCUUUGAAAAAAAAAAAGAAGAAAAGGAAAAAGAUUGUAAAAUCACUUGAGAGUUAAUCAAAUUAUUAAGGAUUUGCUGGAUCCCCUCUCCCGUUGUCCAAUUCAGUUGGCCAUCAUUGCCUUUCUCCCAGAUGUGCAUUGACAGCAUUUGACCCCUAGAGGGCAGAAAUCCUGUGUCUGCAGAACGCUCUCAUGGCCACGUCCCAGUGCUCUUCACCAGCUUCCUCUCCUUGUCUCCUUUCCUUGUGGUGACUGAGAAAAGUGGGAGUUGUAACCUCCCUUCCCUGGGGAAAAAAGGCAUUCUGGAGAGGAAGAUUCCCGACUGGGAUGCUGCCAGGAGUCUUCCUCCCAAGUGCUGGCCAGUCCUGAAACAAGCAUGGAAUAGAUUGUAUGUUAUUAUUUACAUUACCUAAUUUCCUAGCGGCUUUGCAUGGACACAGUUGCAUCCUUCGUUGCCAUGAGACUUGGACCGGCCAGCCCUCGGGAGGAAACGGUCUGCGUAUGUGUGUGUGUGUGUGUGUGUGUGUGUGUGUGUGUGUGUGUGUGUGUGUGUGUAGGGGUCAAAUACUGAGUGAACUCUGACCUUAAGUGAUGCUACCCAGGAAGUGUGUUCACUCCGCGAAUCCAAACAAAGCACCCGACCAACCCAUGAGAUUCUGCUUUCUGUGCUCUGUAUUGACGCUUAUUGUCGACAUAUAUUUUGAUAUAUUUGGAAAAAAACGGGGGAUAUAUAUAUUAAAAAAAGUCUAGAUAUUUUUGGAGUAGAGAAGCAAUGUGUGUAUCAGAUUAUCCUCACUUUGUCAUGCUCUCUGAAAAUCUCGGAUUUUUUGGAAGAAUUGUAUAACAUCCCUACUGAUUUAAUGUUCCAUUGAAAGAAUAUUUAU
This is a messenger RNA of Myripristis murdjan (pinecone soldierfish), 7615 nucleotides long. RefSeq names its product bromo adjacent homology domain-containing 1 protein. Gene Ontology annotation, cellular component: chromatin silencing complex. Bases 334 to 2964 code for a protein of 876 amino acids. NCBI's taxonomy places the organism in Eukaryota, Metazoa, Chordata, Actinopteri, Holocentriformes, Holocentridae. The record is from RefSeq and is a predicted model, not a curated record. The transcript is spliced from 7 exons. Gene Ontology annotation, biological process: negative regulation of DNA-templated transcription; heterochromatin formation. Gene Ontology annotation, molecular function: chromatin binding; transcription cis-regulatory region binding.